AUGGAGGAUUCAAAGAAGGUGGCAGCGGAGACUGAGUCAUUCCGAAAGAUUGCAUUUGCAGGAAUCGCAAUUUCCACGAUUGCAACUCUGACCGCUAUCUUGGCAAUUCCAAUGUUGUACAAUUACAUGCAACACGUUUCAAGUUCCCUUCAAACUGAGGUCGAUUUCUGCCAACAUCGGACUGAUGGGCUUUGGGAUGAGUACAAGAAUUUCCAAAACCUGCAAGGUGUCACCGGGCGUCUUCGUCGUUCAACCAACAAACGUCAUACCGGACAAAUGAACCGAUCGAAGAAGAUGCGCCGUCAAAAUGAAGAGGAAGAAGUUGAGAUUGUAUAUGUUGACGAGGAUGGGAAUGAGGUGGAUGAUCAGACACCUACUGCUGCUCCAGUCGCUCAAGCUCAAGUCCCAGCUUCUUCAUUUGCAGCCACUUUUAGCCAUGCUUCAAGAGCUCCAGCUUCAUCUGGAUCUUGCUGCUCUUGCGGUGUGGGUGCUGUUGGACCACCUGGAGCCCCAGGACAAGAUGGAGCUCCUGGAAAUGAUGGAUCUUCUGGAGCACCGGGACAUCCUGGACAAGAUGCUGUAGAUGACUCUCAAGCUGGACCAGACUCAUUCUGCUUUGACUGCCCAGCUGGACCACCAGGACCAUCCGGAGCUCCAGGACAAAAGGGACCUUCAGGAGCACCAGGAGCUCCAGGACAAUCUGGAGGAUCCGCUCUUCCAGGACCACCAGGACCAGCUGGAUCACCUGGGCGAUCAGGACAACCAGGAUCCAAUGGAAACGUCGGAGCUCCAGGAGCCCCAGGACAAGUCGUUGAUGUUCCAGGAGCACCUGGACCUGCAGGACCACCAGGACCACCAGGACCAUCCGGAGCUCCAGGACACCCAGGACAAGCUGGAUCAUCCCUGCCAGGAGCCCCAGGACCACAAGGAGACGCCGGAGCACCAGGACAGCCAGGAGCUCCAGGACAACAAGGAGAACCAGGAGAGGACGGAGAGAGUGGAUCCGAGGGAGCUUGUGAUCACUGCCCACCACCAAGAACUGCUCCAGGAUAUUGAAUGGAAGCUCUGGGAGUUGUUCACUUUUUUGUAUAGUUUCUUCGUGUCUUAUUUGUAUGAAGUGAAUUUUUGAAGGC
Caenorhabditis elegans is the source of this 1133-nucleotide messenger RNA. RefSeq names its product Nematode cuticle collagen N-terminal domain-containing protein (gene col-137). The record is from RefSeq and is marked reviewed. Bases 1 to 1056 code for a protein of 351 amino acids. The transcript has 3 exons. Gene Ontology annotation, molecular function: structural constituent of cuticle. Lineage: Eukaryota; Metazoa; Nematoda; Chromadorea; Rhabditida; Rhabditidae.